UCUGAAAGAAUCUCCUGGCUCCCAGAUUUAGACUUGCUCAGCUCCAGUCUAGGUAAUUUUUGGAGACUAAGCCAGCAAAUGAAAGAUCUUUCUCUCUCACAGUAGGUACUUAGUUUAUGUUACUCAAAAAGACUGUUCAAAUGAGAUUGGAGUCCUUGAUUUGAUUGUUUCUAGAGCUUAGUUGUGUUAAUUUUUUUUGUUUGUUUUCAUGAGACACUUUUGAUUAUAAGGAAUUUGUGGUAUUAACUUGGUUUCUGUCUGCUAUAACAAGAGGUGUUGAGUGAUGUUGUUGAUGUUGCCUAAAAACUCCAGUUUGGCUCUAACUUACAAUGACUUGUUUCAGAGGGAGUGCCUUUCCAUUCAUAUUGGUCAAGCUGGUGUCCAGAUUGGAGAUGCUUGUUGGGAACUUUACUGCCUGGAACAUGGAAUCCAGCCAGAUGGCAUCCUUCUCAACAGUAAAGAGGAUCAGCUGGAAAAUGCUAACACGGAGCACAUGAGUACAUCCUUUAAUACCUUCUUCUGUGAGACAGAAGCUGGAAAUUACGUACCCAGGGCACUCUUCAUGGAUUUAGAACCAACUGUAAUAGAUGGCAUCCGCACUGGGAAGUAUCGUUCACUCUUUCACCCAGACCAGCUGCUUAGUGGAAAGGAGGAUGCAGCAAACAACUACGCACGAGGGCACUACUCUGUGGGGACAGAGAUCAUCGAUCUUGUGCUAGAGAGGAUCCGGAAGCUGGCAAAACAAUGCAGUGGACUUCAGGGGUUCCUGAUAUUCCGAAGCUUUGGAGGAGGCACGGGCUCAGGAUUUACAUCUCUGUUAAUGGAGCGGCUCUCAGUAGAAUACAGCAGGAAGACUAAAUUGGAGUUUGCUGUCUAUCCAUCCCCCCGGAUCUCCACAGCUGUAGUAGAGCCAUACAAUUCCAUCCUCACCACCCAUUCCACCAUAGAACACUCAGACUGUGUCUUCAUGGUGGACAAUGAGGCCCUCUAUGACAUCUGCCAUCAUAGACUUGGUGUCGAACGCCCCUCUUAUGCCAAUAUUAAUAGGUUGGUAGGUCAGGUGUUGUCUUCCAUUACUGCUUCUCUUCGGUUUGAAGGGCCCUUGAAUGUGGACCUGAUUGAAUUCCAGACCAACCUAGUCCCUUAUCCAAGGAUACACUUUCCAAUGACAACCUUUGCCCCCAUAAUCUCUGCUGAGAGAGCCUACCAUGAGCAUCCCUCCGUGUCAGAUAUUACUGCUGCCUGCUUUGAGUUCUCCAACCAGCUGGUCAAGUGUGAUCCUCAUCUUGGGAAGUACAUGGCCUGCUGCCUACUCUACAGAGGGGAUGUGGUCCCUAAGGAUGUGAAUGCCGCAAUUGCCACCCUGAAGUCGAGGAACUCUGUUCAGUUUGUAGAUUGGUGUCCAACUGGUUUUAAAGUGGGCAUCAACAAUCACCCUCCAAAGGUGAUGCCAGGAGGAGACCUGGCUAAGAUCCAGAGGGCUGUCUGCAUGCUGAGCAACACCACAGCCAUUGUGGAGGCGUGGGCCCGUCUAGAUCACAAGUUUGACCUCAUGUAUGCCAAGAGGGCAUUUUUACAUUGGUACAUUCAAGAAGGCAUGGAACAAAGCGAGUUCUCAGAGGCCAGGGAAGAUCUGGCAGCUCUAGAGAAGGAUUAUGAGGAAAUGGGACAUGGUUUCUGAUGCAAACAUGAGUGGUGAAAAUGUUAAAUUAAAAUAUGUACUUUCCCUUCAAGCCAUUAUAUGCAUAGUGGAAAGAAGUUCUUUGAUUAGUAGAAUAAGUUAAACCAGGCAAGACUACUUUCCAUACUAAUCUAUGUGGGUCAGUAUUAACAAAGAUUACAUAUUUUUCUGUCUAAUUCAGCUCUGAUUCUUAGCACCUUUCUAGGGUCCAGAGUUCUUUGAUAUAGUGGACUACUUUUUAAAAAUAAAUUUAUUUUAUUUUUGAUGAUA
Ochotona princeps (American pika) is the source of this 1951-nucleotide messenger RNA. It is a transcript of the gene TUBAL3, whose product is annotated as tubulin alpha like 3. Gene Ontology annotation, molecular function: GTP binding; structural constituent of cytoskeleton. The transcript is spliced from 3 exons. Bases 284 to 1681 code for a protein of 465 amino acids. Gene Ontology annotation, cellular component: microtubule; cytoplasm. Gene Ontology annotation, biological process: microtubule cytoskeleton organization; mitotic cell cycle. NCBI's taxonomy places the organism in Eukaryota, Metazoa, Chordata, Mammalia, Lagomorpha, Ochotonidae. The record is from RefSeq and is a predicted model, not a curated record.